UCCUGUCACUGAGCUCUGGGCCACGCAGCAGAAUGGCUGCGUUCCUGCGAGCUCGUAAAUAUGUUCGUUGUGUUAUCCGUUUCUCCGACCGUGACCUGUAAACGCUACUGUUGAAAACGUGUGACGGGAAACGAGGAUAACUACUAUAUAAGCCGCCAUGGCUGAAGAAAAUACUGAUAUAAGCAGCAUGAUCGAGGACGAGGAUUCAGAUGAUCCAAAUAUUCAGACGGAGCUGACUGCUUUCAGAGCUCAAUGGAUGUCUGAACUCAAAACGAGCUCUGGAGCAGGUGGAUGGAGUGGCCGACAGCUGCGAGCGCAAGGUCUGAAGAGGACACAAGAUAUCGCCCGUGAGGAGAAAGCCACAGAGCUGUUCCUGAGAGCUGUUCAGGAAGAGCAGAAAGGAGCCGUCUAUGUGGCUAUCAAGUUCUACCGCAUGGCUAUGCAGCUGGUGCCUGACAUUGAGUUCAGAAUCAACUACAGCCGCCCCCCCGAUGCAGACCAGGCUGGAGGGAAAUACAGGGAGGACAGUGUUGAUGGUGAGAUCGAGGAUCUACUCUCAUAUUUUGAGCAGGAUCUUAAUCUGGACUGUUCCCUUCCAAAGAUCUGCACUCCUCAGCUGGAUUUCACCCAGAUGCACAUCUCAGAAUUGCCCCGGGAAAUCCUAAUGUACAUUUUCCGUUGGGUUGUGUCGAGCGAACUGGACAUGCGAGCCCUGCAGCAGCUCUCCUUGGUUUGCCGGGGGUUUUACAUUUGUGCAAGGGACCCUGAGAUUUGGCACUCCGCGUGUUCAAGAGUGUGGGGAAGGAACUGCACUAAAAUUGCACCUUUCAAAUCCUGGAGGGAGAUGUUUCUGCAAAGGCCUCGUGUGCGUUUCGAUGGUGUUUACAUCAGCAAGACAUCAUACAUACGUCAAGGAGAGGCAUCACUGGAUGGAUUUUACAGGGCUUGGCAUCACAUUGAGUACUACAGGUACCUGCGCUUCUUCUCUGAUGGCCACGUAGUCAUGGUGACCUCCCCUGACGACCCUCUGAGCGUUGUUCCUCGUCUGCGCACUAAGAACGUCAGAAUGGAGUCUGUUCUGCACGGUCAUUACCGUCUGUCACAGGAGACGGACAAUCAAACCAAAGUCUUUGCUGUUGUCUGCAAGAAGAAGGAGGAGAAAGCAACCGAGUUUCAGAAGAAUCGGUUCUGCAGGCGGAACCAGUCUCCGGAGGUUGAACACAACUUCCACGUUGGACUGCAUCUCUCCUCUGGGGGGCGUCAGAGUCUCAGUAAGCUGUCGUGGAUCCAUCACUCCUGCCACAUCACUUACAAGCUGAGUGGGGAAACGAUUAUCACUGCGUUCGACCUGGACAGCAUGUACCAGCCCUUCAUCUUUGCACGUGUGAAGAGCUACACUGCAUUCUCCAUUCAGCCUCUUUAAGCAGCCUGGAGACCUGCAUACAAUCCCAGCAAGACAACAGCAAAAGUUCCUCUACCAUUAUCACAGAAUGCAUUCUCCUCAGCUUGGUUAAUUUGUGCUGCAGCUUGAAUAUGAUGUUAUAUAAUCGAACAUUCAUGUUACUUAUGAGAUCACUUUUUGUUGAUGGUUUACAAAAUAGAAUACUACUUAUUUUCUGAUUUCAGAAACUAUAAUAAUGUGCUGAGAGCUAAAAUAAUUAGCAACCUUUCCCACCUGUUCCAAGCAUUGAAUGUUUACACUGUGUUUCAUGGUUCAUCUUCUCCCUCAAAUAAAAAGUGGUGAAAAUGUAAAGAA
Molecule: messenger RNA, 1756 nt
Organism: Notothenia coriiceps (black rockcod)
Lineage: Eukaryota; Metazoa; Chordata; Actinopteri; Perciformes; Nototheniidae
Gene: fbxo9
Product: F-box protein 9
Exons: 13
Coding region: 158-1423 (421 amino acids)
Biological process (GO): SCF-dependent proteasomal ubiquitin-dependent protein catabolic process
Cellular component (GO): cytoplasm; SCF ubiquitin ligase complex
Molecular function (GO): protein binding
Source: RefSeq, a predicted model, not a curated record